This is a messenger RNA of Gossypium arboreum, 739 nucleotides long. RefSeq names its product 60S ribosomal protein L31. The transcript has 3 exons. Gene Ontology annotation, cellular component: cytosolic large ribosomal subunit; ribosome. NCBI's taxonomy places the organism in Eukaryota, Viridiplantae, Streptophyta, Magnoliopsida, Malvales, Malvaceae. Bases 181 to 546 code for a protein of 121 amino acids. Gene Ontology annotation, molecular function: structural constituent of ribosome. The record is from RefSeq and is a predicted model, not a curated record. Gene Ontology annotation, biological process: cytoplasmic translation.
CAAUCAAAGAUACGGUCCAUUAAUAUUGAUAAACGAAAACGAUAUCGCUUAACCUUAUGUAGAAAGUUAUGCAAAUUAGGGUUUCGUCUUCCUCGUUUUUAUUCAAGGCUCCUUUCUCUUCAUUCUCGUUUGCCUUCAAAACACCAUCAAGGUAAGAAUUAACGCCAGAAAGAUUUUAAAAUGGUUGAGAAAACAAGGGGAAGAAAGGAAGAGGUGGUGACCAGAGAAUACACCGUCAACCUUCACAAGAGACUCCAUGGCUGCACAUUCAAGAAGAAGGCUCCCAAGGCUGUAAAAGAGAUAAGGAAAUUUGCCGAAAAAGCCAUGGGGACAAAGGAUGUACGAGUUGACGUGAAGCUGAACAAGCACAUAUGGAGCCGAGGGAUCCGAAGUGUCCCAAGAAGGGUUAGGGUUCGUAUUGCUCGGAAGAGAAACGAUGACGAAGAUGCAAAGGAAGAGCUCUACUCCUUGGUAACUGUUGCUGAAAUCCCAGCUGAAGGUCUGAAAGGCUUGGGCACCAAAGUCAUUGAUGAUGAUGAUGAGUAAUUUAUUGGUUUUCUUUUAGUUUAUGAAAACUUUUAAAAUUUUGUUAGAGACGGGCAACUUUAUCAUUAGAAUUUUUUGGGUUAAAUUUUGUAGUAAUUUCUUGUGAGACAUUUAAGUUUUCCUCGUAUAUUUGGGUUCAUUGUUUUUUGUCUGGUUUUUAAGCUUUAAUUGUAGUGGAGAUUACAUAUACAAA